AGAUUGCCUGCAAAAUGGAAUGGAACACAAUCCGAAAGGUUUGGUAUAUGAUGGCUAUUUUCUACAUGUCUUGGCUUGAAGUUACUUCGCAGGGACAAGGUUCCGUUUCUGUAACCUCCCUUGGUUGCUACAAAGACAGAGUCACGAAACCAAGUCAAAGCAUAUUUUCCACCGUGUUUUACCAAGUCAAUAUCGUGAGAUGGUGGCCAAACAGUAACCAUAUUAUACACGCGUGUGCUGCGGCAGCUGUUGCUAGGGGAUACCGAAUCUUCUCAAUCCAGGACUUCGGGGACUGUCGCUGGGGUCCGAACGCUGAACAAGACUAUGCCAAAUAUGGUCAUGGUUACUAUUGUUAUCAAGGACUUGGGUGGAUCGGUUCUGGUAGCGUCUACAGAGUUCAAAAUUUAGCUCCAGUUAACGGACAGUGGACAAAUUGGUCUCGGUGGAGUUCAUGUAGUGCAACUUGCAAUGGUGGAACUCGAUCACGCAGGCGCAGCUGUGCCAAUCCUCUUCCAUCCAAUGGUGGUACAUAUUGUCGCGGAAUAAGCUCGGAAACACAGCUUUGUAACAGAAAUCGCUGCCAAAUAGCAGGAGUCUGGUCAUCUUGGUCUCCAUGGGGAUCUUGUAGCAGGUCAUGUGGUGGAGGGACACGAUCGCGCGUGCGUAGUUGCACCAAUCAUUUACAAUUCAGCGCCAGUGCCGUUUGCCAGGGUCCACGGUCUCGAACCCAGAGAUGUAAUACCAAUAGUUGUCCAAGUUCCGUUUCUGUAACCUCCCUUGGUUGCUACAAAGACAGAGUCACGAAACCAAGUCAAAGCAUAUUUUCCACCGUGUUUUACCAAGUCAAUAUCGUGAGAUGGUGGCCAAACAGUAACCAUAUUAUACACGCGUGUGCUGCGGCAGCUGUUGCUAGGGGAUACCGAAUCUUCUCAAUCCAGGACUUCGGGGACUGUCGCUGGGGUCCGAACGCUGAACAAGACUAUGCCAAAUAUGGUCAUGGUUACUAUUGUUAUCAAGGACUUGGGUGGAUCGGUUCUGGUAGCGUCUACAGAGUUCAAAAUUUAGCUCCAGUUAACGGACAGUGGACAAAUUGGUCUCGGUGGAGUUCAUGUAGUGCAACUUGCAAUGGUGGAACUCGAUCACGCAGGCGCAGCUGUGCCAAUCCUCUUCCAUCCAAUGGUGGUACAUAUUGUCGCGGAAUAAGCUCGGAAACACAGCUUUGUAACAGAAAUCGCUGCCAAAUAGCAGGAGUCUGGUCAUCUUGGUCUCCAUGGGGAUCUUGUAGCAGGUCAUGUGGUGGAGGGACACGAUCGCGCGUGCGUAGUUGCACCAAUCAUUUACAAUUCAGCGCCAGUGCCGUUUGCCAGGGUCCACGGUCUCGAACCCAGAGAUGUAAUACCAAUAGUUGUCCAAUUAACGGUGCCUGGUCGGCCUGGGGAUCAUGGAACUUGUGUUCAAGAUCUUGUGGCAUGGGAACACAGGCACGUUCAAGGACAUGCAGCAACCCUUUUCCUAGGAACGGCGGAGCUAGCUGCCCGGGUCCAAGUUCUCAAAAUCGCAGAUGCAGCUCUACCAAUUGUCCAGUCUGUGUUGAAGGAACCAUCGUCACUGACCGGUGCGGUCAGCGGUGUAGAUGCUCUGGUGGUCGCCCAGUUGGCUGCACACGUGUCAGACGAGAAUUCACAUCCAUGUCAAGAGCUGAUCGAGAGAGGUACAUAAGAACAGUCAUCACCGCAUCAACAGAUGCUAGAUAUAAGCCAGAUUACGACCGACUCAUCACCUUGCAUAAGACGAUAUUUAGAUCAGGUAUUCACGGGCGAGAUCAUUUCUUACCAUGGCAUCGCUGGUAUGUUCUUCAGUACGAAAAUCUUCUGCGGCGCAUCGACUGCACAAUUACCGUCUCUUACUGGGAUUGGAGCGUGAUAUCCCAUACUCCGUGGCGUGGACGUGAGUCUGAUCUUUGGUAUAUUGGAAACAGCGGUUUUGGCGGGAAUGGACAGCAAACGCCCGAACAGUGCGUGACAAGUGGUCCUUUCAGGCGAGGAACCUGGAACGUUGUACCGUCAGCCGGCGGUGGGUGUCUACGUCGGCAGUUGAACUUAACGGGCAAUCCCCCUGAUUCGGUAGCCGUCGCAGAGGUCUUAAGGACACGUGCCAUAGACUUUGAUUCGUUUGAAAUUUCUCUUCGAAUUAACCUCCAUGACACUGUCCACUGCCUGAUCGGGGGUCACAUGUGCUCAUUUGACUCAGCUACUUCUCCGGAGUUUAUGCUCCACCAUGGCUUUAUUGAUAAGAUCUGGAUGGAUUGGCAAAGGCAAAGCAACGCACAUAGAAACGCGCACUACCCUAGAGUUGCUGACAACAUGCCCGGAACAAGACAACUCCACGCUAGAGCAGUUUUAGACAAUUUCAGAUUACCAGGAGGGGUGCGAGUACGGUACCAGGCUACAACAAUUCCACAAUUACGAAGUGUGCUCAGGCGUUUAGGAGAAAUGAACAUGAGUGCAUUGAUUCAAAUUCCUCGAAGACAUUUUCACGUGCUAAGUAAAGAAGCCAUAAAACUGUUUAAUGUAUCCAAGGCCGAAGUGGAAAAAGCCAUAAGAAUGGGCCUGAAGCUCUCACCGAGGUCUAGCACACUCCCUGGCAGCACAAACUCCGUUGAAACUUCACUGGGAUUUCGGGUUGAUUCUCUUAAAAAGACCAAUUUUGUGAGAGAAAAAUAACUCAUUUCUGCUAUAUUUUUAUUAUUAGAAGUAGUAGUAUUUUUCCUUUAGUUCGCGCCAGCCAAAGUAAACAUUCGCCUUUCUAUGUGUGUUUAUUUCUUCCCUGCUAAGAAGAUGUCUGCUAUUUGACACUGACAUAUAUGUUCAUAAUGAGGUAGUUACACAGCUUGGUUCUAAUGUCGACGAAAACCUUUAAUAGUAGAACAAUGGAUGAAAUCCCUUUAUAACGAUUCAACUACCCAUCAUUGCGGAGGUUUUUGAGUAAAAUUAUCUGUGACCUUUUUAUUUUAAUUAUUAUUAUCUAACUGAAACCAUGCCUAAAUUUUGUUUUAUGCUCAUCAUUGUCUAUGGCAGCUGUUAUUCAAUCUUAAAAUUAAACUUUUCGUUAAUUUUUAUCAUGAUAUUAAACUACAUUGAUAUUAGAAUAUGGCUUGAAACGUCGAAAGCCUAUUGAAGGUCCAAGCGCGGAAUUUUCUUUUAAAGACCAUCUGCUUUGAGAUCGAAACGUUUUCUAAAGUUAGCACACGCAUGAGAUUCGGUUAACGAUUCCUUUUCUCUGCCGACAAUAGUAAUCAAUUUAAUUUCCUUUUAAAAUGUUAAUUGUUCAUCCUCUACCAUGGAUAAUGUAGGCAAUUAAAUAAAAAUGGUAAGCCCCAUGCGAAAAUGCACCGUGGUUUAUUUACGAUAGGAAAAGUUCAAUUAGCGUACAGGUUAGGGCUCUAAGCGGAUCCAGCAGUGACCUCAUGACUAUAUCAAUUAAGUGUAUCUCGCUUUCUAAUCGCUGGUGUUUAGAAUGAAAAACGAAGCUAGUCGAGUACACAACUUCUAAUUUCUCCUCGAUAGUUGAACGACUUCUAAAACUUUCCACGAUGUGCGAAUCUCCGUUGCACGUGCCACACAGCUUUGUCGAUCGAACGUAGAAUGAUCGGCCAGGUGCCUUGCACCCAAUCCCUUUCCAAUAUGGCUGAGGUUAAAAAUAGUGCUGUUAUAAGUUAGUUACACAGCUUAGUUGUAAUGGCGACGAAAACCUUUAAUGGUAUAAACAAUGUAUGAAAUCCCUUUAUAGCGAUACAACUACACAUCACUGUGGAUAUUUUUGAGUAAUACUAGUCUUUCUGUGAUCAUUUUUUUAAAUGAAAUCAUGCCUAAAUUUAUGUUAUGUUCAUGAUCGUCUAUGCCAGGUGCAUACUUUUUAAUUUCGAAAUUUAACUUUUGCGUUUACAUUUACCAUGAUAUUAAGCAACAUUGAUAAUAGAAUAUGAAUUAAAACGUCGAAGGCUUAUUGGUUUAAGCUCAAAUUGCGAAAUUUUUCUUUAAAUGCCACCUGCUUUGAGAUCGAAGCGUUUUCUGAAGUUAGCAUUAGCAUGGGACUCGGUUAAAUUUGCAUUGGAUCUGGUUAAAGAGUUCUUUUUUGCUCCCGACAAAAAUAUUUAAGAGAAUACGAGACAAGUAUUUAUGUAAGAAAUGUUUUUCAUUUCACAAAGUUAACAUGGAUAAUGCAGGCAAUAAUAAAGAUGGUAAGCCCCGUUGGAAAAUGUCCCGCGG
Orbicella faveolata is the source of this 4268-nucleotide messenger RNA. RefSeq lists its product as uncharacterized. The record is from RefSeq and is a predicted model, not a curated record. Lineage: Eukaryota; Metazoa; Cnidaria; Anthozoa; Scleractinia; Merulinidae. Gene Ontology annotation, molecular function: oxidoreductase activity.